This is a messenger RNA of Alnus glutinosa, 1360 nucleotides long. Its product is annotated as lysM domain-containing GPI-anchored protein 1-like. Lineage: Eukaryota; Viridiplantae; Streptophyta; Magnoliopsida; Fagales; Betulaceae. The record is from RefSeq and is a predicted model, not a curated record. Bases 35 to 1270 code for a protein of 411 amino acids. The transcript is spliced from 5 exons.
UUUUUUCCAAGUGCUAAAAAACAAAACAAAAAAAAUGAGAACUCUAUUCCAACUUCUUCAUCCUCUGUUCCUCCCAGCUCUUUCAUUCUUAGUUCUUCCUUCCCUAAUGCAUGCAAAAUCUGUAAUCGAACCCUGUAGCUCCUCAGACUCAUGCACCUCUCUUCUCUCCUAUAUCUUACCCUGGGACUCCAAGAUCUCUGAGAUCGCAUCUCGGUUCCAAGUAAACAUAACUGACAUCCUCGCCGCUAACUCCAUCAACCCUUCAAUUCCAUCCCUAGGGAAUCAAAUUCUUCGAGCAAACUCUGUUUUCAAAAUACCCAUUUCGUGUCCCUGCGUGGACGGUAUCCGGCGUUCCAUGUCAACCACUUACGGAGUCCGGGCAGCUGACAGUGUAGAAUCCAUAGCAGACGGAUAUGGCGGGCUUGUGAGUGCCGAGCAAAUUAGGAGUGCGAAUGGCAUUAAUGGCGAUAAUCAGUUGUUGAGCAGGCAGAGUUUACUGAUACCGUUGCCUUGCACCUGCUUCAACAACAGUAACAAUGGGGUCGCCACGGUGUACAUGUCGUAUGUGGUGCAGAGAGGAGAGAGCUUGAGCGGCAUAGGACUGGAAUUCGGCACAACUGUUGUGGACUUGGAGGCCGUCAAUGGGCUUGCACGACUGGUCGUUGAUCCUGGAGAUAUACUGGCUGUUCCAAUUUCAGCAUGUUCUUCGGCAAAUCUGAACUGGUACAACGAGAGUCUAAUAGUGCCAAAUGGUUCGUAUGCUCUGACUGCCAACAACUGCAUCAAAUGCAUUUGUGGAACAGACGAUCUCAACUUGAAAUGUUUUCCAUCUGGCAUCGCUGUCCCAUGCUCCCAUUUACAGUGCAACGGAUCUAAUCUUUUUAUUGGCGAUGCAUAUGUCAAGCAAACGGCAGCUGGUUGCAAUGUCAGCACUUGCGUGUACCGUGGCCAUAGUGGGCGCAGAAUUUUCCGAAGUCUAGCAAAUUCUUCUCAGUGCACAGAUAAGCAAAACUACAGUGCAGCCGCACCUACGGGAUCAUCUCCGUCAUCGCCUUCUCCACUAGUCCCAUUUGUAACAGUAUCUCCAUCUGGACCAUCUCCAUCUCCAUCCCCAUUUCCAGGUUCUAAUGGAGCCACAAUUGGGACUGGUGCCUCUGCUCCAAGGAGUAAACAGAGUUCUAACAUUUCUGAUAAUGGCGGAUUGCUUGGUCAAGUUUCAUCUUACAAUUUAUUGCUACCGGCCCUUGCCGUCCUUUAUUAUUUCAUGUGAUAAAAUGGCUUCGACCGAUCUUCAUCAGAUACUUCCUAUCUGAAAGAAACAAUGUCGUUGCAUGCCCAAAUUCAUGAACAAAUUCAUCAA